Molecule: messenger RNA, 876 nt
Organism: Aegilops tauschii subsp. strangulata
Lineage: Eukaryota; Viridiplantae; Streptophyta; Magnoliopsida; Poales; Poaceae
Source: RefSeq, a predicted model, not a curated record
AUGCCCCCCAAUGGCCGCGUGGGGCGGCGCACCCUUGUCGUCGGCCUCGCCAUCUUCAUCACCACUGUCGCGGCGUCGUUGUCAUCUCUCCGGCUGCGCCCGAGGGCUCGACAUCAACAUGACGCCGGGGCGGCCGCGCGGGACGGCGCGUCCUCGCCAUCGGCCUCGGCACCGAGCACCUUCGCCAUGCUCGUGGAAACUGCGCACCACGGCACCGGCCCCGUCGCCCUCCGCCUGCUCUGUCCCGCGGCCGCGCAUCCCGCCGCCUCGCUCCUCCAUAGCUCCGACGAGCUGGCCGGCUUCGCCGAGCUCACGCCCAGCUCUCCCCUCCGCGCCCCCGCGCCUCUCAGACGCUGCGCCGCGUCUCUGUCCGGCCGCCCCGCGCGCGUCCACGACCCGGACCGUGCUCGUGGCCGGCUCCCCGCCCGGGCCGGCUGCUGGCUCCGACCGGUCGCCUCCCGCCCGCGCCCCGGCUCCGGCUCUGACCCGGCCGGCUCUCGCUCCUCCGCCAGCUCCACUGCCUCCGACCCGCCUCCGCCUCCCGCGCGCGCGCCGGGCCGGCUCGCCGGCCCCGCCAGCUCGGCCACGGGCCUCCUCCGCUCCGCGCCGGCUCGCGGCUUCGCCUGCACCCUUGUCCGUCGCCUGCCCGACCUCCAGCUCCAAGGCCGGCUCCCUCCUUCCCCGCAUCCGGCCGGCUACUCAGCCGGCUCGAGCGCGGUGGCCGGCUACGCUCCUCCUCCGGCUGCCGUGCCGGCUGCCCACGCGGGGACAGAAAAGAAAGAAAGAGAGGAGGAGUCCGACUUAAAAGUCAAGGGCCAAGUGCCAAAAAAAGAGAGAGAACACCGCGGCUGGAAAGAAGGAAAUGUCGGGUGCUAA